GGUGAUAACUGUUCUUGGUGUGUCAGAAAUUCUCAUUGAUAUGGCGCUUGUAUACCUAAUAACAUUUCACAAUGCAGAUCCAAACGUGAUAUAUCUUACACCUAUGAAGGAUCUCCCACAAAGUUAUCACCUUUUCAUGAAAGUAGCAUGUUUUGUGUUUCUGUUGUUUAAUGCCAUGCAGCUCCAUUUCGUGCUACAUUUUUUCACAUUCAUCUCCUAUUGCAUAUUCAAAGAGUUUUCUUUGGUAAACACCCGGAUUGCGAAAAUGUUUGACAAGAAAAACGAAGACACUCCGUCAACGUCAGAAAUUGAAAAAGUACGUCAACAUUUUGAAGACACCUGUUCUCUUGUCAAUUUGGCCAGUGAGGUCUUCAAACACGUGAUCGGUUCCUGUUACAUUGCUUCAGUUCCCGUCAUCUGUCUUAUGCUCUAUGGCUUGAUACACGACAGCUUGGAUAUGGAAGAAUACUUGAUGUUACCAAUGACAAUGGGACUUCUCAUAUUCAUGGUUGCUGUUUCCACCCUCACUUCUGUGGUUUUAAAUAUGAAGGCCCAUUCAUCAUUGUCCUGCUUUCUGAUGAGUGAUUUUUCUCAGCUGUCAGACAGAAGCUUGCAUACUAUCAACACUUUCAUCAUGCGACUCACAACAACCAAUAUUGGGUAUACCGUGUACAGCCUCUUCACGAUUGAUAGUUCGACCAUCUUGAUGCUGACCGGAACUAUACUGACGUAUGUGGUGGUGGUUCUGCAGUUCAAGACUGACUAACUGUUACUAGAUGCGAAGAUACAGAUGGCUGGAACUUACCUACUGUCAGGAACAUUUAAAUUAUCUGACAUAUAUGCAGUGACGAGGGAGGACAAGUUCUUAUCCUGUGAUACAUACUACACACAUUGUAUAAAUAUUUAUUGUUGGU
Messenger RNA from Haliotis rubra (blacklip abalone), 914 nucleotides. RefSeq lists its product as uncharacterized. The record is from RefSeq and is a predicted model, not a curated record. Lineage: Eukaryota; Metazoa; Mollusca; Gastropoda; Lepetellida; Haliotidae. Bases 41 to 766 code for a protein of 241 amino acids. Gene Ontology annotation, cellular component: membrane. The transcript is spliced from 4 exons. Gene Ontology annotation, biological process: sensory perception of taste.